Molecule: messenger RNA, 417 nt
Organism: Mesorhabditis belari
Lineage: Eukaryota; Metazoa; Nematoda; Chromadorea; Rhabditida; Rhabditidae
Source: the annotation of a GenBank genome assembly
AUGGUCAUGAUUCGCCCGUUCGACAAGAAAAAGGUGAAAAUCGAGAUCGAUCCAAGGAUAAAAAUCAAAACCGUCGACGCAAUGGUUGCCGGUGUGAACAUCGAUGAGUGGGAGAAAGAGCAAUCGGAGAUGAUUUUCGAGUAUGACUACUGCCCGAUCGGAUUAAAUCACAUAGCUGGGGUGAAAGGCUGGUUUUGGCUGAACUCGGGACUUAUGAUGGAUUGGGUGGCCCGCUGCGAUCGGUGUUCCACUCAUUCCCCAGCUAUACGCCGCUUAUUGGUCCGGAAUAUGGGUGGUUGGUGUGUCGGAGCAAUGAUGAUGGAAGCCCGGCUCAAAGAUGAACUUCUACGAGCGAUCGAAGAGUUUCUGCUUGCCAGGACAUUGGCUUUUCAGGGCCAUUUAUCCCAGCAUGAUCCC